Pungitius pungitius (ninespine stickleback) is the source of this 2698-nucleotide messenger RNA. Its product is annotated as B-cell receptor CD22-like. The coding region runs from base 234 to 1469 and encodes 411 amino acids. The record is from RefSeq and is a predicted model, not a curated record. The transcript has 8 exons. NCBI's taxonomy places the organism in Eukaryota, Metazoa, Chordata, Actinopteri, Perciformes, Gasterosteidae.
ACUUUAAUGAUGUUUCCUUUCAGCAGAAGUAAGACACUAACUUUAAAGCUACUUCUGGUCCUGCAGCUCAUGCUAAUGAGGUAAAGAGGAAGGAAGCCCUGCUGGGGUUGAACAGCAGCUUAGUACCAACUCCAGAAGAGAGGAGCUGACCUCAGAGACAUCAGCCUCCUCUUUAGUGUAGACGUGUUGGUGGUGACUUAGUGAAUAAAGAGUUUCUGAUCUGAGGAGCAGCUAUGAGUUCAUCAGCCGGUGGAUUAGUCGUCUUCCUUCUCUCUGUACAAGUGAUACAGAGUCAGGACGGAUGGGGAGUGACUUACCGUCAGACUGAGGUCUGUGCUGUAAAAGGAUCAGAAGUGGAAAUAAACUGUACCUACACACACCCACCUGGAAUACGUUACAAUGAUAUAAAGGACAGAUUCUGGUUCACUAAAGAGAAAGAUGGUGAACCUGUGGAUCUGAGAACAGACUCUGAGUAUUCAGGCCGUGUGGAGUUUGAAUGUUCAAAGACGAGUUGCUAUCUGAUCAUCAGAAACCUGAGAGAGAGCGACUCAGCUGAGUACAAACUCACAUUCAGGACAAACAAAGGAGAGAAAUAUACUGGUUCACCUGGAGUCACUUUGUCCGUCACAGAUCCAGAUCUCCAGGUGCAGGUGAGCAGAUCAGAUUCUACCUGGUUGGAGCUGACGUGUCACAGCAGCUGUGAUCUGUCUCAUCAUCCUGGAUACAACUGGUACAAGAAUGAAGAGUACUUCAAGACAGGAUCUUCUCUUCUAGUCUCCUCUGGUUCUACAGACAGAUAUUCCUGUGGUUUAAGAGGAUCUUCUGGUCAUCGUUCUCCUGCAGUGUAUGGUCCACAGCGUCCCUCUGUGUCAGCGAGUCCCUCUGCUGAGAUGAUGGAGGGUGGUUCAGUGACUCUGACCUGUAGCGCUGAUGCUAACCCAGCAGCUAACUACACCUGGUACAAGGAGGAUGAAGACUCACCACACGCAUCAGGACAGAUGUUCACCAUCACUGACUUCAGAGCUGAACACAUUUGGAAUUAUUCCUGUGAAGCCCAGAACCAGAUGGGACGUAGUACCUCCACCUUACUUCUGACUAUUUCUUCAGGAAACGGAGGCUGCUUAUGGUCAAUAAUAACAGCUGUUGCGUCCACAUCUGCUGUUUUCCUGGUGAUCAUCAUGAUCAUCCCUGCUGCCAUCCUCAUCUUCCUCUAUAUCAGAAGGAUAAAGUCUGGACAAAGCAGGCGGCCUGAAGAGAGACCAGAGAACAAUGAGAUCCAACUGAUGACGGCUGAACAACAGGAGGAAGAGAAGAAAAAGAAGAAAGAGGAGGAAUUGGAGGAAGAGGAGGAAGAGAAGAAUUAUGAGGUGUCCACAUGUAUCCACUUUGAUGAAGACAUCGAGUGUGAAGGAGCUGUGGAUGAUUCUUCUGCUCUGUACAGCACCGUCAGCAAAGCACCAAGAGAAUGAAGCCACACGGACAUGUGGUGUGUUACUUUACAGAGUUUAAGCAGCUUAAACACACCUGCAUGAAUAUGAGGUUUGAAAUGUUGUAUAUUCACCAUCGUUAAGGCUUCCAUCAGAGAACUAUCAGUGAGCCAAUGGGAGGCCAGCUUGCAGUCUGGAAUCAGCCUUUAAAUGUUACUAAUGAGCAAUAGAUUACUACCUGUUCUAUACAAGCAUCUUCAAGUGCAUUUAUCUGUAAAUAGUCUUUACCAAUGUUGCCAAUAUGCUUCUAUUGAUCAUCAUUUCUACUGAAGUUGCAUCAUAUGUUAUUGUUUUGUAUGAGACUGAAUUCAACUUUCAGGGCCUUAAUAUUACAUCCAAGAGUCCAAUGUAGUGUUGACAUAUAUAUAUAUAUAUAUCCCAGGGAAGCAUAGCCCCCACAUAAGAGACCUGAGCCCCCCAUGAGCACCACUAAUGUGUGAGGAUGGUUCAUUUAAAAAAAAAGAAUUGUGACAAUGUUAAGUUUUAACAAAGCUAAGCCUUAUUUACUCUUAUAUGUUGUAUUUUGUGUAUUAUUCAGGAUCAUCUUAUUGAUUUGUUACUGAAGAUCACAUUGAGGUAUUAGUGGAAAUCAGCUCAUGUUCCUCUGCUUUUGGAACAGAUGUGUAACAGAUGUGUUGUGGGAGAAGAUCGAGAUAAUCAAGUAAACCUCAAAGUGGUGAUUACUGGUAGUAAAAAGAAGUGUCUCAACCUGAAUUAUACUUUUGAACAAAAUGUGUAUUUUAAACAAGCCGCAAAAUAUUUUUUUACACUGUUUGAGCUUCAUGUAUCUAUAAAAAUAUGUUUUAAAUUCAAAGAGCUGCAAGUUGCAAAAUAUUUUUUAUGUAAGAUUAUAAAGAUAUUUACUUUUGAUGUGAGUGCAAUGCUUAAUAAAUCUGUCAUUUGGAUGUUUUGUUGCUUUUUAACUGUUCAAAGUCUUUUGCAGAGUCAAAUCUUUUUUUUAGAUUUUUAUUCAAAGAAAACACUUUUUAACAGCUCAGCCUGAAGUGGAUCAGAGUCUCAGAUACUCUGUUACAAAGGAAGUGGAUUAACCUGAAGUAUAUUAGUUUUCUGCUAAAUGUGCAUUUUAAACAACCAACAGGAUAUUUUUUAACCAUUUCGGCUCCGUAAAAAUAUCAAAUGUUUUCAAUGCAAAGAGCUGCAAGUUAACAAUCAAAUGAUCAUUUACAUUUGAAAUGAUUGUGAAUCUUGUU